This is a messenger RNA of Lactuca sativa (garden lettuce), 699 nucleotides long. The record is from RefSeq and is a predicted model, not a curated record. NCBI's taxonomy places the organism in Eukaryota, Viridiplantae, Streptophyta, Magnoliopsida, Asterales, Asteraceae.
AUGGAAGGACUGCAUAUUGCCAUGAAUGGGGCGUGUGAGAAAGGGAUUUUCAAAGGAUGGCAAAUUCCAAAUGACAAUCGAUGCGUGUCUCAUCUCUUUUAUGUGGAUGACGCACUCUUUGUGGGAGAAUGGAGUGCUGAAAAUAUAAAAAAUCUCGCAAGGAUUCUCCGAUGCUUCCAUGUAUCCUCGGGUCUCCAAGUCAACUUCAACAAAUCUCGAGUCUUUGGGGUUGGGGUCGAGCCUCAGGAAAUAGCUAAUCUUGCUGCACCACUUGGAUGUGAACCUGCUAAACUCCCAUUCACAUACCUAGGUGUCCAUGUGGGGGCAAACAUGAACCUCAAAAAGCAUUGGCGCCCUGUAAUUGAAAGAUUCCGCUCAAGACUUAGCUCAUGCAAAUCCAAGACGCUGUCACUAAAGGGACGCCUUACACUAUCCAAGGUUGUCCUUGGCAGCUUACCCACCUUUUACUUCUCACUGUUUGUUGCCCCUGCAGGUGUCAUUAAAACUUUGGAAAAGCUUCGUCGGAAUUUUCUCUGGGGUGGUGCGGAGGAAUCGAGGAAGAUAAAUUGGGUCAAUUGGCAGAAUGUAUUAUCCCCAAAAAACGUAGGUGGGCUUGGACUUGGAUCGCUGAAGGCACUUAAUUUAGCCCUGAUCCUGAAAUGGUGGUGGCGACUCAAGGUUGAUGGAACAAGCCUAUAG